UGGUUACGUUCCACUCCCAUUCAUAUUCCUUUCAUUCUCUUCUGUCUUCUCUACCCCUAACUCCCUCUAAGAAAGGCCCCACUGCAUAACAACAAUGGCUCCCCCUUCAGUUUUGGAGAACUGCUUAGAGGAUUCAAACAGUGAAACUUACCCUGACAUCAAUUGGGAGGACAUUGGAUUUAGUCUAGUUCCCACUGAUUACAUGUAUGUAAUGAAAUGUGCAAAGGGUGAAAAGUUUUCACAUGGAAACCUCAUUCGUUAUGGAACCUUUGAGGUCAGCCCUGCUGCUGGCAUCUUAAAUUAUGGACAGGGGAUCUUUGAGGGGCUAAAGGCAUAUAGAACCGAAGAAGGGUCUAUACUUCUGUUUAGGCCAGAGGAGAAUGCCCUGCGCAUGAAGGCUGGUGCUGACAGAUUGUGUAUGACUUCCCCAUCCGUUGAGCAGUUUAUUAAUGCUGUCAAGGACACAGUCCUUGCCAACAAACGCUGGGUGCCUCCAGCAGGGAGAGGAACACUGUACCUUAGGCCAUUGCUGAUGGGAACAGGUGCUGCCUUAGGCGUGGGACCUUCAACUGAGUACACUUUUCUUAUUUACUGUUCUCCUGUUAGCAACUAUCACAAGGGUCCUCUAAACUUCAAAGUGGAGGAGAAACUCUAUCGAGCAAUAUCUGGCUUCUCUGGAACUGGAGGGAUUAAGAGUGUCACAAACUAUGCCCCGGUUUAUCCAGCAACCACUGAAGCAAAGGCAGAAGGGUUCUCCGAUGUCUUAUUCUUGGAUGCAGCAACUGGAAAACAUAUAGAGGAAGGUUCUGCAUGCAAUUUGUUUGUAGUUAAGGGAAAUGCUAUCUGCACUCCCACAAUAGAUGGAGCCAUUCUGCCUGGGAUCACUAGAAAAUCUGUCAUUGCCAUUGCCCUUGAUUUGGGUUACCAGGUAACGGAACGCGGCGUAACAGUGGAGGAAAUGCUGGUUGCUGAUGAAUUGUUCUGCACUGGAACUGCAGUGGUUGUGAACAAUAUUGCAUCUGUGACAUAUAAGAAUACAAAAAUUGAAUACAAGACAGGAGCAGAGACAGUGGCUCAGAAGCUGCGCAAAACUCUGCUUGGGAUUCAAACUGGAACCAUUGAGGACAGAAAAGGCUGGACAGUCCGUGUACUUUAGAUUUAGAAUUAUAUUAACUAACAAUAAUCUUAUUUAUUAUGCAAUUAUGAAAAUGAA
This is a messenger RNA of Arachis stenosperma, 1213 nucleotides long. RefSeq names its product branched-chain-amino-acid aminotransferase 6-like. Lineage: Eukaryota; Viridiplantae; Streptophyta; Magnoliopsida; Fabales; Fabaceae. Gene Ontology annotation, biological process: branched-chain amino acid metabolic process. The record is from RefSeq and is a predicted model, not a curated record. The coding region runs from base 95 to 1156 and encodes 353 amino acids. The transcript is spliced from 10 exons. Gene Ontology annotation, molecular function: branched-chain-amino-acid:2-oxoglutarate transaminase activity.